This is a messenger RNA of Conger conger (European conger), 4775 nucleotides long. RefSeq names its product leucine rich adaptor protein 1 (gene lurap1). NCBI's taxonomy places the organism in Eukaryota, Metazoa, Chordata, Actinopteri, Anguilliformes, Congridae. Gene Ontology annotation, biological process: positive regulation of canonical NF-kappaB signal transduction; positive regulation of cytokine production. Bases 638 to 1549 code for a protein of 303 amino acids. The record is from RefSeq and is a predicted model, not a curated record. The transcript has 2 exons.
UUUCGGGCAGGUGGAAUCUGCGUCCAGAUACUUUGGCUAAAGAUCGCCUGACAUGAGCAAUUUGUAUGAGGUAAUUUCAGGAAGACGGAAAAGGGAUAUUCUAUUCCACAAUAGUGAUUUUUCGCUGCGCCGGUGUAUAAAUAUGGUUAGCCUGGAAAUAUCUGACAUGGUGAGAUGCGACAAUUAGUCUCUGGCUAGCUCUCGGAACGCGAUGUAACUUGUAGCUAGCCAACGCAUCUCUCUGGAAAGCUGUGGGCAUUGUUAGAUGCUGUCAUUUCAACCUUUGAAUAGAAAUGUAAUAAAUGGAGCACGUGGAGAAUUCGGGGGAAAAUGGGAGAUCAAGCUCGUUUUCAAACUGACUGAAAAAUUGCCUACUCUUUUUGCAGUAUCCAAAUGAAAUUGCCGCAAGUGUGGGCUUUUUUUCUUUAUAUUUUUCUGCUGGCAGCCAGUGUCAGUAGCUAACUAUUGGGAAGCUUUUCUCUUUUUUGAUCGAGUAACGCGAAAAACAGCCUCAUGUGUCCACUGUAAAUUAUGAAUAUAUUGAUAUUUCCACAAUAAGCUGGUAAUGUUCGCUUAAUUCGACGAAAUCUACUACAAAUAGCCUAUUAGAAAUAAUAGAGGAGUAAAACGGGAAAUUAUGGAUGAAGGUAAUGUUCACGAAACUAUACCAGAUUUAAAAGACCUAGAGCUCAAAAUUGGGAGGAAAACGCCUGAGGGACUGCUUAAGUGGAUGCGAGAAGAUGCCUCGCAUCGUGGAGACAGUGUUCUAAAAACACAGGAAUGUAAAGAUCUGGACCUCGGGAGGAAGGGCCUCACCGAAAAAAUAAGAGACUUAAAACUGGAAAUGGCUCACCUGCGCUCCGUGGAUGUGAAGAUCCUGCAGCAGCUGCUGGCGGUGCACGAGGGCAUCGAGGCGGUCAAGUGGCUUCUGGAGGAGCGCAGCACCCUGACCAGCCACUGCAGCAGCCUGACCAGCAGCCAGUACAGCCUGGGCGAGGGACUGGACACCUCCCUGAGGGGCAGCUGGAGCAGCCUGCAGGACCCCAACGACAAGCUGGACAACAUCUCCGUGGGCAGCUACCUGGACACCCUAGCCGACGACAUGGACGAAUACUGCCCCUCCAGCUCCGAAUCGGUCCUGUGCUCCACCCCCCUGGGGACGGACGCGCCCGACCGGACAGGGGGCGCGGCGGGGUCCCCCCUGGUCAGGUCCGAGCACCUCAAAGAGGAGCCCCAGGUCUGGGCCAAGCAGGAGGGCCCCAAACCUCAGGAGGGUGGGAGAACCGCGUCCUCCAGCAAGGACGGUGGCCAGGUGCAGCCGGGCAGGAGUAACGGUUUCCCGGAUAAGGGGAGCAGGCAGGGCGGCGCCCCGGAAUCGGCCCGGGCCUGCCUCGCCGAGAAGCUGGGGAAGAACCAGAGCCCCAAACUCAAGCCCUACAAGAACGGCAAGAUCGACCUGGAGGGGUGCAAGCUGAACAGCAAAAUGCACCUGGAGUACGACGCCCACUGGCGCUGGGUGCAGUCGCAGGACGACGUGACGUUUUUGUGAGACGCGCCAGCGGUCAAAUCCACUCCAUCCCUGUAGUGUUUCUAUUAGGAGGCAUUUAGACUGCAGCCCCCCAGUGAAAGCACUGCAGAGGUACAGGGGGUUGCUGGCUGGUUGAAGUUGGCAGUGUAACCACGGUUAAUCGGUUACGUCGUGCAGUGCUCCUCAGGUGUGUUUCAUGUCCAGACUCGCAGGAUGAUAAGCUGUGUUCUGUCCUUAGCUCCAUAAGUACGGUUGCACAGUUUAUUUUAGUGCCACUCUCUCCAUGCUAUGAAGGCGGUUCUGAACAGGCACCUCACAGCCAGUGUCCACCAUCAAUGUGGAGGUUGGCAGCAUUGCUUUUGUUAAUAAAAAAGAACUAAAUUUUUUGGCUGGAAUUUUACUUUGGUCACAGUUAUAUCAAAUUGUUUACUGAACCGCUAAGCAUUAAUCACGCACCGGACAGAGUCAGUCGAUGUUUCAGGAACAGUGCUAAUGCAAUACUGUACCGUAAUUUCGAAUUGGUUUGUACAUUUACUUUUUGUGAGUAGGCCAAAAUAUCAAUUUAAUCUCUACUUUGGGUCUAUUGCAGUAGCUGUGGUUGGUUGCUGUCAUUACAAGUGUACUUAAGCACACCUGUGUAAUUGUAGAUGUAUGUAUAAUGCCAUCCUUCAGAUAUAACUUAUCAAUUGCAAUACAAUUUUGCUGUAAAUCAGGUGUGUCAUUGGUUGUUAUUAUAUUAUAUUGCUGCUUUUGGUAAUUGUGUUUCUUUCAGUACAGUACUAAUCAAUAUAAUCAAAUUAAAUAUUAUAUAACUUAAUUCACGCCACGUGCACUGUUGUACAUGUUGCUAGAUAUUCCAUUGAUGAUUCAGACACUAUUUGUGGUUUGUUGUUUUUCCAUCCAGUGAACAGCAAUAAGCCUUGUCAGAGGUUAUCUGUAUGGCUGGGUGAAUGUAACAUAUUGAAGGCAGUAUCAGUUUUAGUCAUAAGAAUUUAGCAGAACGCUUCAAUCAAUCAUCUUGACUCACUGGGGAAUCUUCAUAGGUCACAGAAAGUGACCGUAACAGAGAAAUGUCCAGUGUUUCACAAGCCACUAGGAGCCCUGAUGCAGCGGCAGACAUUCCCCCACCGUUAAAAGCCAGUGUUCGUGGCAAUGCGUGCUUAAGAGUUUCCAUGCCUGCUAAAUUUGUGCUGCUAUGUUGCAGUUAACUGGGUGGAAAAUGGUGUGAAAGAGCAGCACUGAGUGCCUGGGGUUACUGCUGCAGGAGGCCAGGCUCCCAGGGAGCUGAGCCAUUGUGAAAGGGCCCUUCCCUCCUGCUCUGGGCACAGCGUUCCCUCUCUCCUCCACCUAAAUCGCUCUCAUAGCUACGGUAGCUAGUUGUUCUCUCAGGCCAAACGAGAUGCAUGUAUAAUCAGUGUGUAAUGUCUAACUGAGCCUGCAGAUGCAGUGCAGACUCAUCGCAGGUUAGUGGCUAAGUGGACUAAGCCUGUACGUGAGUGGACCUUUGCAUUCAAAUGACCCAGCCUCCCACGUUUUUCAGUUAAACGCUGACAAUCAUUGUUGUUUUCUCCCAUCCUCCUGCCUGUGUUUCGCUCUUGCAUGGUAUCCCCUCAGCAGUCUCAGCGGUGUAGAGUUUUUACGGUUCCUCUCAGCCCCAGAACACUGCCCCCCUUCUCCUCCAUCUUUCUGCUGCACUUGGGCUUUCAAAGGAAUGGCCGGCUUCCAGUCGCGCUGUGACUAGCUGGAAAGGCUGCGCCAGCAGACAUCAGGACCCAGUCAUGCACAAGUGUACAAUAAGGAUUGUCAUGCGAAAACGGUGACCUUGGACCAGUUCUGAGGAUGGCAGGGGUCUGAGCCAAAUUCCGUUUCCAAAGUGUGUAGACACAAUUCUGUUAACCAUUUUUUUAACCACUGUUUCUGUUCUGUUUAAGUGGGAUUCUAGUACUUCUAAUGACAAAAUGGUAACGUUCAUCUUUGGUCGGGUACAUGUUCCCUAUUGUGACAAAUCUGCUGAAAUAUUCCAGAUUGUUUAGUUAUACAGAUGUUCUGGCAGUGAUGAAACAUCCAAAGAGUUUUCUUAUGGUUGUUUGUGGUAUAAAUCAACUCCCCCAUAUGGAAGAACCAUCAUUUUUAUAUGGCCCUCUAUCUGAAUAGUCCUUUGGCAGAUACAUUAAUUUAAAUUAUAUGUUUGUAUAAUGUGAUCGAAAUGUAUUUCUGAAUAUAUUUGAGAUGUAUAGAAAUAUGUAUAUUAGAAUAUAUUUUCAUAAAAUGUAAUGUUACUGUUUAUCAAUUAGGCAGUUUUAUUAUAUUUCUUGGAAUGUUUACUAUAAUCAGUUGCUAUAAGUGAGUUUUUGGUCAGUUUUCUCAUGUAGGCAUUCACCUUAUUUUACUUUGGACCAGGUUACCAGCCAAUACAGAAAAAUGGCCUGAUUUUACAGCCUGCUCAUUGAUUCUGUACCCUAGAAUACGUUUCACAGCUUAGUCACUCUAACUGUCCUGCUACUUCCAUGGUAAGGUUUUUUAUGAAGAACUACAUACCCAUAUGUUGUAUAUCCAACCAUCAGUAUCCCUGACUCCUUUCCCCGGUGUACAUCCCACUCAACUGUCAUUGAGUGCCUGGGAACUUUCUCAGAUCUGGAAGCCGGCGGCACGCAAUAAUGAGUUAAAGCACGGAAAGAGGCUUUGAGCAGCUAGCAGUUGGGGCUUGUCGGACAGUGUUUGAUUGGCUAAUUAAGUUUCCACAGCGCUGGGUGUGGAAUGGUCCGUGGAGCCUCUACUUCCAAUGCCCCCUGUGCCUCUGAAUAAUCCCAGUAUUGACUUGUGUUUGAAGCACCUGAUCUCUGCUGAAAGAAGGGAGCUGUUUAGCUCAGCUUUUCUUUCUUGUUUUCAAUUGUGUGUGUGUGUGUGUGUGUGUGUGUGUGUUUGUUUCUGAGUGUCAGGAAAGAUGUGGGGAGGGAUGGUGCAGGGUAUUUGUUCACCUUACAGGACUGGAGCAGAAGAAAAGCCAUUGAGACCAACUGUGAUGCACUGGAUCCUGCUGCCAAAUUGACUUUGAUUUUGGUUGUGCUUGAAUCAUAGGGUUUAUUUUUAGUUGAAUGACUCUGUUCAUGGAGUAGUAUUUUGGAGACCAAGCUUUUGUUCUCUUGUAAAAUGUAUGAAAGUAUGAAAUAUGCAUUAUUCUGGAUGUUAUACAGUAUGCAACUGUACAGUGCUUAUGAACAUUAAAGUAUGCUAUAUGGUAAACCUA